Nycticebus coucang (slow loris) is the source of this 3752-nucleotide messenger RNA. RefSeq names its product tubulin tyrosine ligase like 12 (gene TTLL12). The transcript is spliced from 14 exons. Lineage: Eukaryota; Metazoa; Chordata; Mammalia; Primates; Lorisidae. Gene Ontology annotation, biological process: protein modification process. The record is from RefSeq and is a predicted model, not a curated record. The coding region runs from base 585 to 2414 and encodes 609 amino acids.
AAACUAUUUUGAUAGGACAUCCGGUUUUCAUUGGAUACAUUUACAUUCUGAAUCCAAAUACUGUAUAAAGAAAUCGAGAAGACCACGAUUUUGCAUCACCUAAAUUUGGCGACGCACUGAAAGAGUCAGCAAGGCGUCAAAACGUGGGUAGUGCAGCGGUGCUCGGGCCUGGCUUCCGGACGUUCUCUCGUCUCUUCCGGUUCCCACUACGCGGGGCGCGGGCAGCCCAGCCUCCCGGCAUUCCCUGCGACGGCCUCAGGUGCGUGCGAAAGACACCGCCCCCGUCGGGCGCGCGUGCGCACACGCAGGCACUUCAAGACACUGACACACACGCGGGGACCCAGUGCACAGGACCCUGCUCUCACGCUCUCAGCCUGCGGAUACACUCGGCAUCUCUGGUCCCCUACCUUGGCGACCCGGGGAUCCGUGGCGAACAGGCGGAGGGCGGGACGAGGCAGGGCCCGGGGAGAGCUCGAGAAGGAGGGCGGGGCCCGCAGCGCUGGCGGGCGGGCCGCGUCGUUAGGGCCGGGCCCACGGGCGGCGGCGGUGGCGCUGGAGUUGGCUGAGGCGGGGGUGCAGGCGCCAUGGAGGCCGAGUCGGGGCCGGAGAACCCUCCCGAGGAGGGCGCGCGGGCCCUGGCUGAGUUCGCGGCGCUGCACGGCCCCGCGCUGCGCGCCUCGAGGGUCCCCGAGCGGUACUGGGGCCGCCUCCUGCACAAGCUGGAGCACGAGGUUUUUGACGCUGGGGAAGUGUUUGGGAUAAUGCAAGUGGAGGAGGUGGGCGAGGAGGAGGAGGCGCAGAAGAAGCAACCCAACCCAGGCAGCGAGCUGUGCUACAAGGUCAUUGUGACCAGGGAGAGUGGGCUCCAAGCAGCCGACCCCAACAGCAUCUUCCUCAUUGACCACGCAUGGACGUGUCGCGUGGAGCAUGCCCGCCAGCAGCUGCAGCAGGUGCCAGGGCUGCUGCACCGCAUGGCCAACCUGAUGGGCGUGGAGUUCCAUGGAGAGCUGCCAAGUGCGGAUGCUGUGGCCCUGGUUCUGGAGGAGAUGUGGAAGUUCAACCAGACCUACCAGCUGUCCCAGGGGACUGCCGAGGAGAAAGUGCCAGUCUGGUACAUCAUGGACGAAUUCGGCUCAAGAAUCCAGCACGCGGACGUGCCCAGCUUUGCCACUGCACCCUUCUUCUACAUGCCCCAACAGAUGGCCUACACGAUGCUGUGGCCUCUCCGGGACCUGGACACAGGUGAGGAGGUGACCCGGGACUUUGCCUACGGAGAGGCAGAUCCCCUGCUCCGGAGAUGCCUGCUGCUGCCCUGGGCCCCUGCCGACUUGCAGGACCUCAGCCCCGCCACACCCGAGCCGCCUGCUGAGUACUACCAGGCCAUUUUGGAGGAGAACAAGGAGCAGCUGCCACUUGGCAUCAGUCCAGUGGUACAUCCCUCUGACCACAUCUUCAGGGUCUACACAGACAUGCAGCAGGUGCUCAAGGGCCUGACUCACCCACGUUUCACCUUCACCCAGAGUGAGGCAGAUGCCGACAUCCUCUUCAGCUUCUCCCACUUCAAAGACUACAGGAGACUCAGCCAGGAGAGGCCAGGCGUGCUAUUGAAUCAGUUCCCCUGUGAAAGUCUGCUGACCGUGAAGGACUGCCUGGCCUCCAUCUCGCGCAGGGCUGGGGGCCCUGAGGGCCCCCACUGGCUGCCCCGAACCUUCAAUCUGCGUACCGAGCUGCCCCAGUUCAUCAGCUACUUCCAGCAACGGGAGCAGAGGGGUGAGGACAACCACUGGAUCUGCAAGCCUUGGAACCUGGCCCGCAGCCUGGACACCCACGUCACCAAGAGCCUCCACAGCAUCAUCCGGCACCGAGAGAGCACCCCCAAGGUUGUGUCCAAGUACAUUGAAAGUCCCGUCUUGUUCCUUCGAGAUGACGUGGGCAAGGUCAAGUUCGACAUCCGCUACAUCGUGCUGUUGCGGCCCUUCGAACUCAACGACCUGGAUGACUACGAGAAGCAUUUCACAGUCAUGAACUACAACCCAGAUGUGGUGCUUAAGCAGGUGCACCAUGAUGAGUUCAUCCCAGAGUUUGAGAAGCAAUAUCCAGAAUUUCCCUGGAAGGACAUCCAGGCAGAGAUCUUCCAGGCCUUCACAGAGCUGUUCCAGGUAGCCUGUGCCAAGCCACCACCCCAGGGCCUGUGUGACUACCCCUCCUCCCGGGCCAUGUAUGCUGUCGACCUCAUGCUGAAGUGGAACACUCGUCCAGAUGGGAAGCAAGUGAUGCAGCCGCAGAUCCUAGAGGUGAACUUCAACCCUGACUGCGAACGAGCCUGCCGGUACCACCCCACCUUCUUCAACGAUGUCUUCAGCACCCUGUUUCUGGACCAGCCCAGCAACUGCCAUGUCACUUGCCUCGUCUAGGCACUUGCCGUCCUUGUACCCUGUGCUGGAGGGUGCUUCCCAUCUCAGUUCUCUGAGCUGCCUCUGAAAGGCCCCACCCUCCCCCUCUUCCUCCCUCCGGCCCCAGCCCCAGCCCCUGCCCCUCUGUCCUCCUCAGCCAUGGUUCUGGCCUCACACUCUGAGAGUUCAGGGUCCUUCUCCUGCCCCUAGACCAGCGGUUCUCAACCCAUGGGUCACGACCCACAGGAACUGUAUUAAAGGGCCAUGGCAUUAGGAAGGUUGAGAACCACUGCCCUAGAGGGUCCAAGCAGGACAGACAGUGAUGAUGUCCCCAGGGCCAAGUGCUGACCCAGUCACAUCCCAUCACCACCAUCUGUUGCAUCUGCUCCUCUGCUAAGGCAUUUCCUCCUGGCAUCAGGAGAGAGUGUCUGGGCUGCCGUGUUUCCAGAGGAUUGUGGGAGGGUUCUGAGAGGCAAGCUGGAUUGUGCUGUUGGGGCCUGGGGAGGGGGUGCUUCAAUUCCAGAGUCUUCGGAUGUCAAAGCCUCACUCUGCCUAGAAGGCUUUGUGUCAGGUGCCCCAGAACAGCCUGGAGAAACCACUAGCCAAAGCCCUCUUAUCCUUCCCCAGCUGACCAGAACCGUCACCAGCAAACAUCCGGCUGAUUUCCAGGCAGGAGGGACAGCACAAUUUGUUAGCAUUUCUUUCCAUUCCCCAAGGGUCCCAGACCCAAAUAGGGACACUCUUGUCCUGUUAGAAUCCUCACCGGGCACUCUGCUGGGACCCUCUGGGGGUGGGGGUGUUGAGGCCAAGUGUGGGUAGCCAGAGGUUGAUUCCAAGGAGAACUUAAAGUCAGACGCCAGCUCCUACCAGGGUCCACAGUCAUACUGUUGGCUUUGUGUUGUUUUUAAUUUGUGGGAGGAAAAUGUAAAAUUCUAGUUUUUUCCUAAUUUUGUUUCUGAAAUUUGGAGUCACCUGCCAGUGUUUUUGUGUGGCCGCAGCACACCUGGGCCCCACUCAUGGGCAGGGGGUGGGCCUGACUCUUCAAGCAGUUGGAAACUCCUUUUAGGACCUUAUGGUUUGCAGGAAGGCAGGGCUGUGGAUAGUGGUGUUUCAUUUUUGAAGCUAAAAGUGAAUCUUUCUUGUAGCAAAACUGCACAUGGUUGUUUUGCCUGCCCCCUCAGUGUGUUUUUGGGUGGCCACCAUCCUCUGUUAAGGAGAGCCUCGCCCUCCCUAGUGGCAGCGGGCCCAGUCUGUUGUGCCCGGAGAGGGCAGGUACCUCGCCUCUGUUUCCCCCAGGAGGGCUGCUAUCCUGCAGUCCCUUCUCACUGGAUUUGUGCUGCAAUAAAAGACUCCUCUCAG